Aedes aegypti (yellow fever mosquito) is the source of this 1595-nucleotide messenger RNA. RefSeq names its product UDP-glucuronosyltransferase 3A1. Gene Ontology annotation, molecular function: UDP-glycosyltransferase activity. The transcript has 2 exons. NCBI's taxonomy places the organism in Eukaryota, Metazoa, Arthropoda, Insecta, Diptera, Culicidae. The coding region runs from base 67 to 1356 and encodes 429 amino acids. The record is from RefSeq and is a predicted model, not a curated record.
UAUAACAUAAUCUCCAACCGGAUGGACCUUUGAGUUUGCAAUUGUUCGCGGUCGGUGUGUGGCAAAAUGUUGGCCAAGCAGAUUCCAGGAUGCUUUGUGCUGUUAGUGCUAGUGGCGAUGGCCAGAGUCAGUGAUGGCGCUAGGAUACUGGCAAUAUUUCCUGCCCCGGCUAAAAGCCAUCAGAUAGUGUUUCAAGCAUUGGUGAGAGGACUGCUUGAGAGGGGCCAUUCAAUUUUGAUGAUGACACCGGAUCCUUUCGAAACGGAUAAUCCCAACAUAACGCAAAUCAACUGGAACUACGCGCACAAGAUAAUGGAAGAAAUGUUUGAUGUGGCAAAGUUAAGACAACAGAAUUGCAAUUCCUUUGACGUUGCAAAGGGUCUUUUAGAUGUGACAAAAGUAUUCAUCGAGGCGGAACUAGCUCAUCCGGAAGUGCAAGCAUUGAUCCGGAAUGCCAACGAUGAACGUUUUGAUGUGUUGAUAGUAGAAUACUUCCAAAUGACCCCGUUCUUUGCAUUCGCCGAAUUGUUCAAUGUGCCUAUGAUUGGGGUCACUUCAAUCGAUUCUAUUACGCUGGCCCAUCAAGUUAUCGGAAACGUUAUGAAUGUAGUUGCCCAUCCGGAAAUGAACCACAAGUUCUCAUUGAAUCCAAACUUUUUCCAACGAAUUGAAGCAGUUGUGACUAGGUUGAUUACUGAUUAUUACUUAAUGCCUCGAGAGUUUGAAAAGUAUGAUAGAAUAAUAGAGCGGAAUUUCGGCAGCAACAUGUCCAAGUCGAUGGAGUUGAUGCAUCGAAUAGACUUCUUGAUGACCAACGUUGAUCCAACAAUGGGAUUCAUUCGACCAAUCGUACCACAAGCAAUUCAACUGGGAUUUCUGCACGUGAAACCACCGAAACCGUUACCGAAUGAGCUGCAGCAAUACAUGGAUAAAUCCCGCCAUGGAGUGAUUUACUUCAGUCUUGGCACGCUGAUUCGUAGUGAUUCAAUAAAUCAGAAGAAUUUAAAGAUUUUCGUCGACACAUUCAAAUCGCUGAAAUAUGACAUUCUGUGGAAGUGCGACAGUGAAGUGGAUUUGAACGGAACAAUUAACAUAAGAAUUUCGAAGUGGUUCCCGCAACAGGAUGUGCUCGCCCAUCCGAACGUAAAAUUGUUCGUGACCCAGGGAGGACAGCAAUCGAUGGAGGAAGCCGUGGACCGACAGGUGCCGAUGGUGGUGAUACCGUUCAACUUCGACCAAUUUGGCAACGGGGACAAAGUGGUCGAACGGGGAAUCGGCAAGUCAAUCUGGAUGGAAAAUCUUACCAAGGAGAAUCUUCUGUCAGCGAUCCAGGAGGUGAUAGGAAACAAGAAGUAAGUGUGAUUUUCCUUCCGAUAAUUCCGAUGCAGUAGUGGUCGACAUCCGUUUAGCCGAGGUUCUAAAAUGGAUCACAAAUUCUAAGAGAAUGAUUCAGCUGGAGUAAUUUUUGGUUGUGGUUAUAUUAUAACUAUUAAACUGGCACAGCUCAGUAUGGGAGGAAAAUAAAGUUGUAUUAUUCCACAGGGCACCCCUCACGAUUAUUCCUUAGGGUUAGAGAGAGACAUCCUGAAAAUUUC